Closterium sp. NIES-65 is the source of this 834-nucleotide messenger RNA. The record is from the annotation of a GenBank genome assembly. NCBI's taxonomy places the organism in Eukaryota, Viridiplantae, Streptophyta, Zygnematophyceae, Desmidiales, Closteriaceae.
AUGCUACCGUUUCUCUUCCCUGACCUCGCUUCCUUUCCCACUGUCGCUGACCUCGUUACCCACCUCCGCGCUAGUGACACCCGCUACCGCGCUGCCCUUCCUGCUGAGUUCCGCGCUGCGAACCCUCCUCCCAUGUACAUCACUCUCUACUUUCUCGUCACCCGUCUCCCUGAGUCCCUUCGUGUCGUUAGGGACCAGUUUCUCUCUGUCUGUCCCACCACUCUCACUGUCGACCUCCUUGAGGAGUCCCUGCUAGCGGCUGAGAAGAGUAUUGUCGCUGUAGGGGCCUCUCGGGGUGACCCUCGCACCCCCAUCUUUGAGGGGUGUGGUCCCUCCCCCCUGCUGCCCUCUGUCGCCUCUGCCGCUGCGGCCGACCUCGUUGGUUUUGAGUCGGUCGGCGCGGCGUCUGCCCCCAGUGGCAGACGCCGCACUGGCAAGGGCAAGGGGGGCAAGGGAGCGGGUGGAGCCAGAGGGGGCGGUGGAGGAGGCGGUGGGGGUGGAGGGGGGAGUGGGGGUGGCGGGGGGGGUGGUGGCGGGAGUGGAGGUAGUAGUGGCGGCGGUGGAGGCGGAGGUGGCGGCGGAGGUGGUAGCGGAGGAGGCGGUGGGAGCGGUGGGAGCGACGGUCCUGGUGGGGGAGGUGGCGGUGGCGACGGGGGUGGCGGUGGAGGCGGGGGUGGCGGUGGAGGAGGGGGUCGGAGUGGCUCGUCCCAGCGGAGCAGCUCUGGGGGUGGUCAGCGCCAGCAGCAGCAGCAGCAGCAGCCACAGCAGCAGCCGCAGCAGCAGCAGCGCUCUCGCACCGUCCCCGGCCCUCAGCAGCUCCGUGAGUGGUACUAG